Molecule: messenger RNA, 4067 nt
Organism: Diachasmimorpha longicaudata
Lineage: Eukaryota; Metazoa; Arthropoda; Insecta; Hymenoptera; Braconidae
Gene: Indy
Product: protein I'm not dead yet
Exons: 11
Coding region: 1486-3213 (575 amino acids)
Biological process (GO): transmembrane transport; citrate transport
Cellular component (GO): membrane
Molecular function (GO): succinate transmembrane transporter activity; citrate transmembrane transporter activity
Source: RefSeq, a predicted model, not a curated record
AAUUUCAUUCGGGAAUUUCAUUCACGAAACUCAGAAUAGCAGUUCAGACAUCCUCUCCAAAUAAGAAUUUUCGUAAACUAUGAUCUCAUUGAAUUCGAGAAGGCAUUGCUGACAUCUAAAAAAGGUUUCAAGAGUAAAUCACAUGGAAAGUUAAUCCAAUUUAUCGAACGACUAAAUAUAUUUAAUUACUACGAAAAUGAUCGAGAAUAUUUCAGGUAGGGUGCUAAGGAAAAGCCCCAGAUAACCUGAAAAAUGAAGAAUAUAUUGUGUCAUGAAUGGAUGACAAAUAGAGGAGGAUCUUUUUGUUGGGUUUUCUUGGACAGGAAGAUCUUAUUCGGUCAUAUAAAUCAACUUGUAUUCCCACUGUUGAGGCUAUGGUGAUAAUAGAAUGACACAUCAAAUUCCAGACAAGGAACUGUAAUAAGUUAUUUAAAUGACACUCAGCUGCUGCUAUGGGUUUAUAGAUUGACGAUCAGGGGACAAAGGAAAUGACGAAAACAAUUUCAAGAGUUGGAAUUAAAAACGAGUUAUAUGGGAGGAAAAGAUUAUUUCAGUCUUACGGUGUGGAGAACUUUAAUUCCAGGAAAGCAAAUCAACUGUGCCUGAAUGCUGAAGCACUAGCCCCUGUUGUCCCCGGAGAUCCUCCAGGAAUCUCAAAGUAGAGACCCUCCUCAGAAAUUUCAGGAAAAUCUUCAAAUUGAAUCCUUUAGUCUGGAUUGAAUGGCUUAUAACAUUUACUAACAAAAAUAUUGUUUGUGUUACAGAAGUUUAUCAACUAUAUUCAUCGGUUAUUCAUUAGAUUCCAUAAUACCUACAAUUGACGACAGAAAAUUUUUGUAUCUGCGUACAUAUUGACACACACACAUAUACGCUCCAUUUCCCAGGCGUAGGAGCAAAGUCUAACACUUUUUGAACUUUUUAGAUUUGAUUUGGGUGUUAUAUCAUGAACGAUUCUAUAACGAAAUUUGAAGAACUUUGAAGAUUCAGUUUGGUUUAACAGUUUGGAUUUUUUAGGGUUCCAACUUCGGAGAAUUUAGUGCAUCUAUAUUUUAUGGAGGCACCACGAGCUUUGUUAGUUUUUAAAAAGCUUUUUUUCCCUCACCAUCUUCAUUAUUCUUGACGCGAGACAUCAAUAUACGAUGGUGGGCUUGUCGUGGGGACUAGAGAAGGGGUCCAAGAACAGAAGUCGAACCGACUGACGGUUCCCCAGUAUUUGAUCAGAAGUGCUCGACGUUUGGUCUCUUUUGUUUCCCUCUCAUUAAACACGUCUCUAUUUGCUCACAAAUAUUUUUAAAUUUGAAAAGUAGACCAUUUCGAAAAAUUGUAAGCCUUCCAAAAAGUGUUGUUCAAAUUAAUACAUUAUUCUGUGAUUUAUAAAUUUAUUCUAAUUGGAAAAAUUUAACUGCAGUUUACGAUAAUAAUAAAUUUAAUUAUCUUUUGAUAAAUUGAACUAUAAGGACGAAACUUCAGUAAUCUGCAGAUAACAUGUCUAACACAAUGGCGACCAAAGAAGACUUUAGCAUUACAAUGGAUGAAGAUAGUAAAGCGUCGCUGCCAAAAGAUGUGAAUUAUUUAGUUCUUCUGGGUAGAUUUGUGUGCAUUUAUUGGAGGACUCUUAUAUUAUUAUUGUGGCCGAUUGCACUUCUUCCUUUGGUCAUUGUAAAUAACGGAGAGAUGUACAGAUGUUUAUAUGUUGUCAUCCUGAUGGCUAUGUUUUGGGUAACAGAAGUUCUCCCAUUACCAAUCACCGGCAUGAUUCCAAUGGUGUUGUACCCAUUAAUGGGCAUCCUAAGCACAUCAAAAACUGCAGAUUGUUAUAUGAAUGACACAACCAUGAUGUUCCUCGGCAGUCUUGUUAUCGCAGUUGUUAUCGAAAAUUCUGGGCUUCACAUGCGGGUGGCACUAUUAAUUAUCAAAACUAUAGGCUGUAGUCAUAGAAAAUUAAGCUUGGGACUUUUCUGUGUAACGAUGUUCAUCUCAAUGUGGAUAUCAAAUACAGCUGCCACCGCUAUGAUGAUUCCCAUCAUGGAGACAGUUUUAGUUGAACUUGAGACGCAAGGGCUCGGUAACAUGUUCGAGGAGGACGACGCUCUGGAAGAAGAGGGCGUAGAGAGAACGAAACGACCAACGCAUACAACCAUGGUUUAUUAUUUGUCAGCUGCUUAUGCUUCUAGCAUUGGUGGGAUAGGUACACUCGUUGGGAGUGGGACAAACUUAACCCUUAAAGGAAUUUAUGAGGAGCGUUUUAACAAGAGCCCAGGAAUAAAUUUCGCUUCCUGGAUGUUGUAUGCAGUGCCAGCAAUGGUUAUAAUGGGUUUUAUUACAUGGCUGUGGCUGCAAAUAAUGUACAUGGGACUCUUCAGACCCAGAAGUAAAGAUGCAAUGGCCAUAAACAUAGGGGUUCAAGGUGAAAAAGUUGCAGCCUCAGUUAUUGAUAGGCGAUACAAGGAAUUAGGACCAAUAACGUGGUGCGAAUCAAUUGUGGGUUUUCUAUUCCUCGCUGUUCUACUCUUGUGGUUUUUUAGAGAGCCGGGAUUUAUGAGAGGAUGGGCAUCUUACAUAACAAAUCUACCAAUUAAAGACUCAACAGCUGCUAUCGGCUUCACAAUUCUUCUCUUCAUCAUUCCUUCAAAAUUGGACUUUUUACACGCUUUUGACAAAGAUCCCAGUAAACGGCCUACAAAACCAUCACCUGCUCUAGUGACAUGGAAAACAAUACACGAAAAAAUGCAUUGGAGCCUCUUGUUCGUUCUUGGUGGUGGUUUUGCUAUUGCCAGUGGAAGUACCGACUCUGGAUUAUCAACGACACUCGGUGAAUCCCUUUCCGGGCUGAAAGGAUUGAAUGAAAUUGUAAUACUUUUGAUUGUUUGUACUUUCGCUGAAAUGGUAACGGAACUCACAGCUAAUGUCGCAGUAGCAAACAUCAUUUUACCAGUAUUGGCCGAGAUGUGUGUCGCCAUUCGAAUUCAUCCAUUGAAAUUAAUGCUACCAGCCGCUCUCUGCUGUUCAUUCUCAUUUCAUCUUCCUGUUGGAACGCCACCAAAUGCCAUCGCCAGUGCGGCAGGUCACAUAAAAACGAAAGACUUUAUCAUCGCUGGCAUCGGACCCAGCCUUGCCACUCUUAUCAUUACUGUUUUGUCGUUUAGCACCUGGGGAGCCCAUGUAUUUCAUCUUCAUGAAUUUCCGAACUGGGCAGAGUCAAAAUCGCAAUAAUAUUUAAAUUAAAUUUUCAUCAUUAGAAGUUGACGUAUGUGCACAUAUCUGUAUAUCUAUUAUUUGGUAAAAUUGUAUUUUUAUCAAUCAAAAACAUUCCUUCCACGUGAUUAUUCGUAUAAGUUAUGGAUAUUAAUCUCUGAAACAUAAUUCAACGUUUUCUUUCACGUUUCGAGCGGUGGGUCAUUCGUUACCCCACAACUACCAAUCAGCCCGGAGGCGAUGGAGAGGGUAACUGGGCUAAUUCGAUAAGGUCUCUAGAAUUGUCCAGCUGUGAGCCCGAAUGUCGGCAAUUCGUUUUUCCUGGAAAACUAUUCGACCGAUCAAGCUGUUCUUGUACACACAGAUAGCCCUCAUCAUUGAGACUCAUAAACUGUGAAGAGUUGAGUUUUUUUUUGAGUUUCUUAGUCAAUUUUCUAAAAGUUGAUUUCGGAAAAGCGGCAGACAGAGUAGGGAGGAGGGAGGGGUAUAUCCAGACAUGACCUUCACACAUUGUUUCAGAUAAUUCUUUAUAAUUUUCAAUGAGAGAUGAAGAAUGUGAAAAAUAACAGAGCACAAUGCUUCCAUUCGAAAGUAAAAAAUGUGUUGGAAUAUAGCCUCAGUCUCCUGAGAAUUGAUUUUAUGAGUCUAUGGUUUCAAAAAUUUAUCAAUAUAGAGAGAGAUCUUGGGACUAGACAUAAACAUAAACCAUGAGGUCAUGUGGCAAAGGAACUGGGGAUCCUUUGUCACAUUAUGACGAUUUUUCUUUUGGUCUUGUUGACCACUUUCAGCUUUCAGUCUGCUGUGGCAGGUCGUGUAGCACAGACAUUUCUUCCUCGUGUCAUUUUCAAUAAACGUAAAUUAAAAAUAUUAAA